CGCCCCCCUCAGCUCUGAUUGGCCGAUGAGCGGCACCUCCCUCCCCUCCCUCAUUUGUAUUCAGGGUGUACAGUCUUUGUGGAGGACAGAGGGGAGAGAGGGAGAAAGAUUUAGGUAAAGGCAAUAGGAUCACAGCAAGACAGGCGUAUAUUGAAGAAGGAAUGUGGAGAUAGAAACGAGAAAGUGGAAGACUGGAUUGAGACAGAGAGACAGGCUGAAAGCAGUUUUUUGGUGGAUGGAAGCAGGUGUUAAAGUGCCACAAAGAUCUAUAGGUUCUGGAUGGUGACUGGAACUCGGGGUACAUGACUGUGUUGGAUUGUAACCCAGCUGGGAUCAUCUAAACCUGGGCUGACGGCACUGGAAGACAUCCUGGUGAUACGCUCCCGGACAUUCCUGCUGUGCAUUUGAGGGGGUCUCGUUGGCGUUGGGGAGGCGUGCCGCACAGACGGGCGAACGCACUGGCUAUGUGUGUGUUUGUGGGUGUGUGUAUGUGUAUCUCCGAGUGACAUCCCCCUAUGUCCUUCUUUUUGUGGCUGUGUGUGAACCAGGGCCCAGUAUAUGGAUAGAAGCUCUCUGUUUCAGCUCAUACAAGAGCAGCUGGACCCAGAUCAGACUGGUUUCAUUACAGUGGAAAAUUUCACUAGUCUAGCUGAGCAUCAUGAGUUACAACUGGACCCCAGUAAACUGGAGAUGCUGCUCGCGCUGGUACAGAGCAACGAGCACGGACACGUCUGCUACCAGGAACUCAUAGAACUGCUGAACAGUAAACGUUCUAGUAGUUUUCGCCGAGCCAUUGCAAAUGGGCGUCGCACACUGCAGCGAGAGAUCCUAUUGGAUGAGACGGGACUGGGCGUGUACAAGCGCUUUGUGCGCUAUGUGGCUUAUGAGAUUCUGCCGUGCGAAACGGACCGACGAUGGUACUUCCAUCAGAACCGGAUCUGCCCACCACCUGUGUUUAUGGCCAUUAUAACUAUUGUACAGAUCAUUGUGUUUAUGUGUUAUGGAGUGAUGCUGAAUAAAUGGGUGUUGCAAACGUACCAACUGGAUUUCAUGAAGAGUCCGCUGGUGUAUCAUCCCGGGCACCGGGCACAAAUCUGGAGAUUCUUCAGCUACAUGUUCAUGCAUGUUGGUUUAGAGCAGUUGGGCUUCAAUGCUCUUCUCCAGCUGAUGAUUGGAGUUCCGUUAGAGAUGGUUCAUGGGAUCCUGAGAAUCAGUUUGCUGUACAUGGCAGGAGUCGUUGUUGGUUCAUUGACGGUGUCCAUCACAGAUAUGCGAGCUCCGGUGGUGGGCGGGUCCGGCGGGGUCUAUGCACUUUGCUCAGCACAUCUCGCUAACGUUGUCAUGAACUGGGCAGGUAUGAAGUGUCCAUACAAGUUGCUACGGAUGAUUCUUGCACUGGUUUGCAUGAGUUCUGAAGUGGGCCGGGCUGUAUGGUUACGCUUCUCUCCACCCCUUCCCUCCUCCGGGCCACAGCCCAGUUUCAUGGCACACCUGUCCGGCGCCGUGGUGGGCAUCAGCAUGGGUCUCCUCAUCCUACGCAGCUACGAGGAAUCCCUGCAUAAACAGUGCUCCUGGUGGGUGCUCAUCUUCUCCUUCAUCACCUUCCUCCUCUUCGCCAUCUUUUGGAACAUUUUCGCUUACGAGCUGCUUGGGGUGCAAAUCCCGCCCCCUCCCUGAUGACACGCCCCCCCAGUAGCUUAGAAGACAGGUCCAACCUCAGCACACUCCACUCAACCAGCGGUGGAGAAAUGGACAUGAAAACAAGAAGGAUUUGAAACGGCGAGAAAUGACAAACACAUACUCGCAUUCCAUACAGUUACAGUACAUAAACGGCGUGAUAUUUUUACUAAACACUCCAAGGCAGCUCAAAGGUCCAACGAGCUUAUUUGAACAGACUGUAAGUAUGUCUUACGACAAAAACAUGCACACACAAACACACACACAUCAGAUUUGUUGUCUUCUCUCUGUUUGAAUUUCAGCCUAAGGCUCAUUCACGAUGCAUUUCUGUAUUGUUUUAAUUUGACAGCCUCAUCUAAGCCUGUUAUGCAUUACAGAUACGAUCCGUAAUAGAUGAAACUGCUGCACUCGAACCAGGAAUCUCUCCGACUUAAAACAAAGCCUUACGUUUGAAGAUACCGUCCUCGCAGAGGUAUGAGGGAUUGUUGAUAUCAUUUGAUAUAAUUACGGAUCGUAUAAGUAGCGUUCUUUCAAGGGAGAAAGUGUUUCAAAGUGUACAAAAUCAUGUUUGAAGACCUGAAGAUCUCGAAUUAAUUUUUGUUUACGUUCUCGUUUGCUGUACAUACACGCACACAUGCAAACACCAAGGCCAAGAAACCAGAGCUCUGUUCCAAAACAUAGUGAGCUGCCUACGUAGGCGGUAUUUUAAGGUAUCGCAGGCACGCUUAUGAUGCAAUGUCUGUUUCAAAAGUUAUGCUGCCUUCUAAGAUACCCUCUUUUGACCAACUUCAAAGAUACCAUCGCAUGUAUUCUCAGCAAAGAUAGCAAUCCCUGAAUGCAUUGUAAGACAUUCGUCCAAGAUGGUCGACAAGACGAGAGAAAUUACACUUACAGAGUUUGAACGAUAUUGGAUUUUGCCGAUACUGAUAACUAAGCUUGUGGAAAAGACAGAUAACUGAUUAACUGGCCAAUAGUUCUGUAAAAACAUUAAUCGAAUGAAUCGCAAUUAAUUGCAUAUAUAAAUAUUUGCUGAGAAAUCCCCUCAAAUAACAAUAAUUCAGUAUGUAAUGAUAAAAUAAAUUUUUGGUCACUGUCAAGUUAAACAUAGUUUGAAACUUAGAAAAACACAUCAAGAGAUCCCUGCGUUCAGAUUCAUGUUCCAUAAAGCUAUGUUUGAAAGCGUCCGUCCUCAUCUUCACUGCGUCCAAAUAUCCAUACUUCUCUACUAUAUAGUAUGCCAAAAACGGUUUACCAAUGGAAUAGUUUGUCCGAUUCUACAGUAUUCACGAAGCAGUAAGUGAGAAAUACCAGGAUGACUUACUUUUUCCAGCGAGAUUUUAAAGUGCAUAUCGACUGGACACUUAACGAUCCCAUAAUCCCUCGGGAGCUGAAGCGUCACGUCCAAAACACUGGAUUUAAAAGAAUGGCAGUGAAUCGCAAGUCGGAUGCCUCUUCUCAACGUUAAGUGCUAUAUAUACCAAGAUAAUUGUUCCUUGUGCUUAAAUGGUGCUAGUUUAACAAAACCAAAGCAAAUAGUUUUCGCGGUUUUUGUUAUUACGUCAUAUAUUCAGGUCACGAGGCGAUGCCAACGACCCCGGAUGAAAAGAACGUACUGUUUUGCCGGCAGAUAAGUGCGUCCUUCAUCAAAUACAGUACAUACUGUGAGAGUAUGAUUAAUUUUGUUAGUUUUUUAACACGUUAUUUUUUUAUAUAAUUAAUCGCACCGAAAUAACGCGUUAAAUCGACAGCCCUAAUUAAAACAUUUCUAAUGUCUUACAUUUCUAGUCUUUCCUUACUGUGACGGGCCCAAACAUAGAAACAUCAAGAGAUCAAAAUGAAUAAAAUCCCAGAUGCAUUUUACGCUGGUAAAAGACGCUGGCUACCACCCCUGGAAUUCGCUAGUUCGAAUCCCAGGGCGUGCUGAGUGACUCCAGCCAGGUCUCCUAAACAACCAAAUUGGCCCGGUUGCUAGGGAGGGUAGAGUCACAUGGGGUAACCUCCUCGUGGUCGCUAUAAUGUGGUUCGUUCUCGGUGGGGUGCGUGAUGAGUUGAGCGCAGAUGCCAUGGUGGAUGGCGUGAAGCCUCCACACGCGCUAUGUCUCCGUGGCAACACGCUCAACAAGCCACGUGAUAAGAUGCGCGGGUUGAUGGUCUCAGACGCGGAGGCAACUGGAUUCGUCCUCCGCCACCCGGAUUGAGGCAAAUCACUACGUGACCACGAGGACUUAAAAGCACACUGGGAAUUGGGUAUUCCAAAUUGGGUGAAAAAGGGGAAAAAUCCCAAAAAAAUAAAUAAAUAAAAAAAAUCCCAGAUGCAGUUUAUUGUGCAACCAAAAUCCCAAUAAUAAAUGGUAAAAUAAAGAUUUAGUGCAUAACGUGGAACUUUUUAAGUAUGAAAAAGCCUAAGUACAUGGGGGACUCUUAUUUUGAAAUGUCUCUGCUAGGGACAGUCAUUUUCAAACAGUUUUGUAGUCAACUACUCUAACCCACAAAAUAAAAAAAGAGUAAUCGAUUACUCGUAAAUUAAAAUAUGUUAAUAAUAACAAGUAUGACACACAUGUAAUAUUUAGUAACAAAUGUUACCAAGCACAGUUUAAAAAGAAAAUAACUUCAACAAACUAUGCUUUUCUUUUUUAAUUAAAUAAAAUAAAUAAAUAAUAGAUGGAAAGUACAGUAUAAUUCAGCCUUGCUCAUGGCAGGCAAAUGUGCAGAGGAAAAUCAAUUUGUAAUAUUCGAGUAGUGUUUUAAUUAGUUGACUAAUUUGUGCGGAACGAGUACUAGAUUAGUCGAUAACUCUUACACAUCCCUAGUCUCUGUUUACUAAAACACAAGUGAAACAAAACAUGCACUUACAGUCAUCUUCAAUGUAUUAUUACAAUGGAAGCACUAUAAAGUAAACAUAGUCAUAUAGGCUAAUAAAUACCGUAUAAGCAGUAAUUCAUUUUGCAGAAAAAGCAAUUAUCAGCACUGAUUAAUCAGUUAAACUAAUAGAUCGGUUUACGCUUAUAUAAAUAUAAUUCAUUCUACCCCAAAAAGUAUCAAUAAAAAUACUUAAUUCUAAUUUAACAAAGUACUGUUUCCCCCAUAAUGGUGUGUGCUAUGUAUAGUUAUGCUUAUUAGCGUAUAGUGUCAUUAGCUUAUUGAUCAAUUGUCGAGUCAAGUCUCCUAUUAUUAAUUCACUUCGAUGCUGCCUACUGUAUGUAGAGUGUUUCAGAUCAGCCACAUAUCAGGGUUAAUUUCAGGUAGGAUGCUGGUAGACAGCUGCCUAUAUAGGCAGUAGACAGCAAGGAAGCUCACUAGAUUUUGGAACAGAGUACCUAUCUGGCCCUUCACAAAUAUUUCCAUUGAAUAUAUAAACGCAAGCUAGAUAGUGAGGAGUUUACAAGCAAACAGAGACAGUGUUGCAGCCAAUUUGUCUGUGCCGCACAGUAAUUAUUUAAAAUGUAGUUAUUGCGGUGCAGGUAAAAGUUGUUAUUGUAACUGCAGUAUCAUGAGAAAAGAUGCUUUUGACAUAGAAACAUCAAGUGGUCACAACCACCAACCCUAAAAUUCUUGUGAAAAUUCAGUCUGCCAAUAUUUGUAGCCAAUGAGGGUUGUCCUAGAUAAUAAUAAUAAUAGUAAUAUUAAUAAAGAUUAUAACUGGAUUUUAUAUGAAUGUUUACUUUAAUCCUCAUGUUCAUUACCAGACUGCAAAAGUAGACAAAAGUUACACUGGAGUAUUUUAUGACAGCAGUGCCCUUAACUCUUUGGCUAGAAACAUACUUUACAAAUGUAUGCUAACGCGGAUGCUAAUGCAUUGCAAGUGCACUGUUCUGUUGAACAAACUGAACAUAUGUUAUUGUGUUACUGUGGCAGUAACAAACCUCAGGACUCGAGGGGGCGAAAGAGUUAUCUGUCAUUCAGGUAACUAGCUAUAAACAUUAAUAAAUGCUAACUAAAAUUAGUUUGAACUCUUUUCAAACUGACCAUAUGAGGACUGUUUAAACUUCAGUAGCACCCCUUGUGGCAAUACGGUGUACGUGUACUUGCACUGUAUUAUGAAUUUAGCUCUGAUAUAUUUUGGAACGCAACGACGUGUAAAAAACCAACUUGGCUAGCUAGAAGUGUUUGCGUUCACAUACUUGUGUAGAGUGUGUUUUGGGCCUUAGACAAAGCACAUAAGUAGCAAAUUCUGUAGUGCCAAGUUACCAUUCGCUAAGCUGCUAAAACAUAAUUAAAAGGAAUUAAUGAAAUUGCUAAAGGGAAAGUUUUAUAUAAAAGUGCUAUGUUUUGACCUGAUUUCUUUUCAUUUUGAAAAGCAUGACAGUGUGUUAAAGUCUGUAAUGUUGUGGAUUUGUACGGCAUAGGUUCAUAGUUAUAUUUAUUCAGAGCGGCUAUCGUUGUUAGAUUGUCUUAAACCGAGGGGUGUGAUGAUGCAAGACUCCAAACGAAGUGUAUCUAACCCGAAUCACCCAUGCAAACAGAAAGUGCUGGAAGAUGCGAAGCAAAAAACAAACAAAUGAACAAUACAAAAUGUUUAUUUAUAAAUUCUCACCAGCUGUACUGUGCCCAAAGGUCAUGGUUAUGUAGCAUAAGGCAUUAAUGCUUUAGAGGGAACAUGAGUUAUAUGAUUAUUUUAAAGUCAACAUAAAAUAAUAUUUGUGAAACAUGCUGUACUUCUGUAAUUUGUCAUAUAGCAGAGUUAAACAGGAUAUUAAACAAGAAAAAAAAAUGUAGAGUGGGACAUGGUUUUAGUCAUGAUGAAUUGAUUGGAUUGUGAAAAGUAGGAAUGAUAUACCAGAAUGUUUUUUGCAGUUGGAAAUGAAAGGGCUUGGUGACAUCAGCCAAAAGGGAAAGUCGUAUCAUAAUUUUUUCAUAAUUAAAUUUGUACUACGAAGAUUACGAAGACAAGCAUUUUUUCUGUGGAAUUGGUUGAAAGUUCUACUGUUGAAAUCAGUGUGUUGACCAAAAUUCGAAUCACUGUCCCCAGUGGCCGAAGCUGGAAUUGUUGUUGAACGUAUGCGCACAUGUUAGCCCCUGUUUCCAGGUGAAACGUCCACAGGGUGGCGCCAGAAGCAUGUCAUAUUUUUAGUUGUAAAUGAUGUUAUACAGUAAACACCAACGCAUAUUUUAUUAACUCUACUCCCUAGCCCUUACCCCAACCCUAAACCUAACCGUCACUGGAGUAAAAAUAAAAUUUUAGAGCAAAAAUGCAACCCCCUAAAUGCGCUAACCAUUGUUUAUGUAAACGCGAUUACUUCCUGGUUCCUACGGGAUGUCUCGGAGGAUGCUCGCGCAACGUGCUAUCAGUACUACAGAAUAAAUCAAAACUAAAUAUAAUUUCUAAAAAGGUUUGAAAAUAACAGGGUUGCUGAUUUAGCCUUUGUCGGGCUAGCAUGUUUGGGAACAAAUUUUGGU
Myxocyprinus asiaticus (Chinese sucker) is the source of this 7074-nucleotide messenger RNA. RefSeq names its product rhomboid, veinlet-like 1 (Drosophila) (gene rhbdl1). Gene Ontology annotation, molecular function: serine-type endopeptidase activity. The transcript is spliced from 8 exons. The record is from RefSeq and is a predicted model, not a curated record. Gene Ontology annotation, cellular component: membrane. Bases 559 to 1677 code for a protein of 372 amino acids. Lineage: Eukaryota; Metazoa; Chordata; Actinopteri; Cypriniformes; Catostomidae.